AUUGCCAAUUUGCACUAUUCAUAAAUUAGUAGUCGGUGGGUCAAAAUGGCGGGUGCUAGCGUGUGCUGUGUGUUCCUGUGCUCCGUAUUAUACGCGGUUUUGGUAUGCCUACUACCGGGCGCCUACGCGACCAUUGCAGUGACUGUGGGUCCCAACAAGCAGGCGUUACGGGGUGCUGAGUCGGUCGUUCUGCCCUGCCAGUACACUUCCGAUGAAACGGCUCCAACCGUCAGAUGGUGGAAGGAAUCCGACAUUCCGGGACAGCCAAGAACCAGGGUUUAUCACGUAACAAAUGACCAGGCAUUCGCUGGGUAUGAAGGCCGUGCUUCGAUUGAAGACCAGGCAUCUCUCAAGCUGCUGAACGUGGGAAUGUUAGAUGAGGGGACCUACUUGUGCUCCGUGGAGAAGGAUGCAGACUAUGAGGAGGGCUCCGUGAAGCUGGAAAUACUCGUUGCCCCAAACCCACCGUCUAUCUCCAGCUACAACCCACCCCUGGAAGCCAACAACAAGAGGCAGGUAGUGGCCCGCUGCACUUCGGAAGGAGGCAAACCGGAAGCCACGCUGUCCUGGUACAACGGUACCCAACUCAUUUCCGGUGGGCUGGGUGAUGAUGACGACGACCAAGGCGGUACUUUGAUCCAAGACAGAGAUGAUGGAACCUUUAACAUCAUCAGCGACCUGAUUGUCGCCCUGUCUAGGUACGACCAGGGUCAGCAGUACUUCUGUCAGGUGGACCAUCCAGCACUGGACCAACCUCAGAAGGAGUUCAUUCAGAUGGAAGUCCUCUAUCCUCCCGCUGAACCUCUCGUCCAGUCUUCAGGCGCGGGCUCUUCAGAUCCCGUGGACCAGAUCACCGUAACGUCUAGCGCCGUGACCACCAGGGAGGGGGACACCGUGACCCUCAGCUGCUCGGCAGACAGCAACCCUCCCGCCCAACUGACCUGGACCCGCUCGUCAGGCGGCGACUCCCUGCCGAACAACAGUGCUACAGACGACACCUCCCUCACCCUGUCUAACCUGGGCCGGGCAGACUCGGGAGACUACACCUGCACGGCAAGGAACGACAUCAACGGCAAAAGAUACGAGAGCUCCAAAAACGCCACUGUCAAUGUGCUAUAUGCCCCUGUAAUACUGGCGCCUCCCUCUCCAAGCCUCGUGGUACAAGCGAAACAGCCGCUCAAUGUUCUCUGCACCGCUGACGGCAACCCGGCCCCGAAGGUCGUGUGGCAGAAGGACGGUGACUCCAAGCCGCUCCCAAAUCCCCUUCAGUUCAACAGCGUGGAUUACAGUGUGGAGGGAACCUACAAGUGUGUGGCGUCCUCGUCUGACCCCAGCUUCUCCGAGGCAAUGGCAACGACCAUGGUCGAUGUGAAAGGUGCCCCGUCUGUGCAGGUGAAGCCCCAGGACAGCCUCCCCGCCACCAUGGGCGACACAGCCACCAUAGAAUGUACCAUCCUAUUCCGACCCGUCCGCACAGAACAUCUACUGGACAUACAUGGACGACAAAGGGCAGAACCAGACUGUUUCCAGCGGCAACGGCGGCUACAGCGUGGCUGAGGAGGACAUUGCAGACGGCAAAAGAAAAAGCACCUUGACGAUCUCAAAUGUGAACUCUGGACACUUCAAGGUGUACAACUGCAUAGCGGAGAACAACAUGGGAUCGAGUUCUCAAGCCAUUUCCGUAUUGGAACAAGAAGUUAUAGGCGACGGAAUGGGGAGAAACGCAGGGGUGUCCAUCCCUGUUCCCUCCCUCGUCCUGCAGUUAAUGUUGGUAGUGCUGGCCGCUGGCUGGAAUAAUGCAGGAAACUUGCCUGGGUGGCAGUAAAAGUAACGGGAAUGUGCAGAAGGACCAGCAGAAACAAAGUAUGAAUGCGAUCCCAGACCAAGAUGAAGAUUUCGACGCCAACCAUGUUGACGCUGCUGUAUAAAGUCUCAUUGUCCCGACUCAACUCAACCAAACUCAACCUAACCUAACUCAACCUAACUCAACCCAACCCAACCCAAAUCCAGUCAUCCCGCAUUUUAUACCGUAGACUGUCCGACUCAUCCAUGUGUAUGAAAGUCAUAAGAAUGCGAGUUGCUUGUGUGAUGAUAUACAGGGGAAAAAUAAGAAAAAAUUAUCAUCGAUUGUAAAUGUUUGUAAUGAUAAGUUGACAUGAUUUGGGAGCUGGUCUGGCCAAGAGUUCUUUAACAAACUGUAAGACUCAUUCACAGUAACUCGAUAGGUAGUAGUUUAUGUAGUAUGUUAUGUCAUAUGAUUAGAUUAUGUAAGGGGGACGUAAUUGAAAGACUAUCUUGACAGCACGAGUUUGUACUGUGUGCAAAAGUGCGCCGGGUGUUUUUCCUACCCAGACGGUGUAAAUGACAAUGAAUA
Branchiostoma floridae (Florida lancelet) is the source of this 2374-nucleotide messenger RNA. Its product is annotated as hemicentin-2-like. Lineage: Eukaryota; Metazoa; Chordata; Leptocardii; Amphioxiformes; Branchiostomatidae. Gene Ontology annotation, molecular function: cell adhesion molecule binding. The record is from RefSeq and is a predicted model, not a curated record. The transcript is spliced from 14 exons. Gene Ontology annotation, cellular component: cell-cell junction. The coding region runs from base 46 to 1557 and encodes 503 amino acids. Gene Ontology annotation, biological process: cell-cell adhesion.